CAUCAUGUGUGUAUAUAAAAGCCGCUCAAUUACUGGGAAUGUAUCUUCUUUACUUUGUUGCUUUCAAAGGAACAGUGUUCAAACAACAUGGUUCAACAUAAUUUGAUUAAGAUUUUGUUGGUGUGUGUCAUUUUCUUAGUAGCAGUGUUUGCUGCUCCUAAUCCAGGAUGUUGUGGUGGAGGUUAUGGUAGACGUGGUUAUGGUGGAUAUAGAAAAGGAUACGGCGGUGGAUUAGGCGGUGGAUAUGGUGGUGGUUUUGGCGGUGGAUAUGGUGGAGGUUACGGAGGUGGUGGUGGAUUCGGAGGCGGUUUCGGAGGUGGAUACGGAGGUGGAUACGGUGGUGGAUUUGGAGGUGGUUACGGCGGUGGAGGUCACAAAAAAUAUUGGGGUUAAAGAAAGUUACUAUAAAAAAGAAACAGAAUUUGUGAUCAGAAUUUUGAUAUUGGUUUUUUUUAAAUUUUACUAUUAAUCUACUUAAUGAUUAUUUUGUACUUUGUCCUGAAUCUUUGUAACAUUAAAUUUUCUUCUUUAUAUUGUUA
Molecule: messenger RNA, 539 nt
Organism: Onthophagus taurus
Lineage: Eukaryota; Metazoa; Arthropoda; Insecta; Coleoptera; Scarabaeidae
Product: glycine-rich protein 3-like
Source: RefSeq, a predicted model, not a curated record